AUGUCGUAUAACAAGGCUGAGAAGGACUUUGGCGAGGCGCCGAAGACGCACAAGAUCCGCAUCACCCUCACCUCGCGCAAUGUCAAGUCGCUCGAGAAGGUCUGCCAGGAGUUGACCGAGCGCGCCAAGACCAAGGACCUGCGCUCCAAGGGCCCCGUCCGCCUCCCGACCAAGACCCUCAAGAUCACCACCCGCAAGACGCCCUGCGGUGAGGGUUCCAAGACAUGGGACGCCUACGAGAUGCGCAUCCACAAGCGCCUGAUCGAUCUGACCGCGCCGACAGAGAUUGUCAAGCAGAUCAUUGUCAACAUCGAGGCCGGUGUCGAGGUUGAGGUCACGAUUGCCGCAUAA
Molecule: messenger RNA, 351 nt
Organism: Lasiosphaeria miniovina
Lineage: Eukaryota; Fungi; Ascomycota; Sordariomycetes; Sordariales; Lasiosphaeriaceae
Product: 40S ribosomal protein S20-like protein
Exons: 3
Coding region: 1-351 (116 amino acids)
Biological process (GO): translation
Cellular component (GO): ribosome; cytosolic small ribosomal subunit
Molecular function (GO): RNA binding; structural constituent of ribosome
Source: RefSeq, a predicted model, not a curated record